This is a messenger RNA of Megalops cyprinoides (Indo-Pacific tarpon), 942 nucleotides long. RefSeq names its product putative gustatory receptor clone PTE03. The transcript has a single exon. Gene Ontology annotation, biological process: G protein-coupled receptor signaling pathway. Gene Ontology annotation, molecular function: olfactory receptor activity; G protein-coupled receptor activity. Gene Ontology annotation, cellular component: membrane. Lineage: Eukaryota; Metazoa; Chordata; Actinopteri; Elopiformes; Megalopidae. The coding region runs from base 1 to 942 and encodes 313 amino acids. The record is from RefSeq and is a predicted model, not a curated record.
AUGGAAAAUGGAACCUUCCCACCUUAUUUCUACCUCACUGUUUUUAAGGACCAGGGUGACUUGAAAUAUAUUUUCUUCAUCUUAACUUUUGCUGUAUAUUUUGCAAUUAUAUUUUUCAAUGCCAUAAUUGUUCUGAUUAUAUUCAUAGAAGUAGUACUGCAUGAACCCAUGUAUAUAUUUAUUUGCUGCUUGUCAAUUAAUUCUCUCUACGGUACCCUUGGUUUCUUUCCAAGGCUCAUGAUUGAUCUCCUUUCAGACACUCACAUAAUAUCCCGCCCUGCAUGUUUUACUCAAAUCUUUAUUAUUUAUACCUAUGCAGCAUCUGAAUUUACCAUCUUAACUAUGAUGGCAUAUGAUAGAUAUGCUGCAAUAUGUGUGCCUUUGCAAUAUAACAGCAUAAUGACUUCAAAGAUGAUUACUGCCCUGAUGGGAAUUGCCUGGGUAUAUCCCUUGUUUUCCGUCAGUGUGGUGUCUUAUUUUUCUAUUCAGUUACCCUUGUGUGGCAAUGAAAUAGCACGAGUAUACUGCAAUAACUGGUCAAUUGUGAAGCUGUCUUGUGUUGGCACGAAACUUAACAACAUUGUAGGGUUAUUUAUGACUUCAACUGUAGUGUUUUUACCCUUUGCAUUUGUAUUAUAUUCCUACAUAAAAAUUCUAACUGUUUGUCAGAGAAGCUCCAAAGAAUUUAGGAAAAAGGCAUUACAGACAUGUCUUCCUCAUCUGGUAACAUUUAUCAACUACUCAAUAGCCUUGUUUUCUGAAAUCACCAUGAGUCGCUUUGAGAAUGAGAAACAUUUUCAUGUUAUAGCUAUCCUUUUCUCAUUUGAGUUUCUCAUCAUUCCCCCAAUUCUGAAUCCCCUCAUUUAUGGUCUUAAUUUGCCAGAGAUACGGAAGCGAAUCCUGCUUUUAUUUAAAAAUAAAAAGAUUAAAUUUGCUCCUUAA